Messenger RNA from Chlamydomonas reinhardtii, 4784 nucleotides. RefSeq lists its product as uncharacterized. The coding region runs from base 240 to 4184 and encodes 1314 amino acids. The transcript is spliced from 14 exons. NCBI's taxonomy places the organism in Eukaryota, Viridiplantae, Chlorophyta, Chlorophyceae, Chlamydomonadales, Chlamydomonadaceae. Gene Ontology annotation, molecular function: NAD+ poly-ADP-ribosyltransferase activity. The record is from RefSeq and is a predicted model, not a curated record.
ACUAUAUAACUAUUGCCUUACAACUCCAAGUUUCCACUCACCUGUCACCGCUCCGCGCCUAUUUGACCGCGGCAAACGCUGCUAGCGACCAUUUGCUCAACACUCACUAGGAUCAGCAAGCUCCAGUGCUCGAGCUUCAAGGUUGGCUGCAAGAGCGAGCUCGAGCCGGGUCCCGGGUCAGAUUUCAGGGCCUUUUCCCGUCGUUACUUUUCCCGUCGUUACGACGCGCAAGAACCACCAUGCGGGGUGCCCGCGGCCGCGCGGUUGCUGCUGGCGGUGAUGACGGGGCCGGUGCUGCUGAUGCUGGCGGUGCCGCUGUUGGCGGUCCCGGAGGUGGUGGUGGUGAUGCCGCCUGGAAGCGGCUGUCUGGCGCCCGGCGCAUUACUGCCGAGAUGCGCUCGCUGCAGCGCUGCCCGCUGGCCACCGGCCCCAAGCCGCAGAUCUCCCACAUCGAGCCGGUCAACGAUGACAACAUGCUGCUGUGGCGGCUGCGGGUGCUGCCGGCCUUUGACGAGGACGUGGCGGCGGGGCGGCAGCUCAAUGCGGACCUGCGGCGACUGGGCCAGAUGCGGGGCUCGGGCGGACAGGACUACAUUCUAAUGGAGGUAUCCUUCCCACAAGACUACCCCACCAACCCCUUCUUCCUGCGAGUGGUGUCUCCGCGCUGCGUCAUGUACACCGGGCACGUCACCGCCGGCGGCUCCAUCUGCAUUGAGGCGCUGGUGGCCACGGGCGGCCCGGGCGGCUGGCAGCCCGACUACUGCGUGGAGGCCGUGCUGGUGCUGGUGCUGGCCAACAUGCUCACAGCGGAGGUGGCCCAGGUGCGCACCGCCACGGGGCCGGGCGGCAUCAGCGGCCCCCUGCGCGUCGACCUCAGUGCCGGCCUCGCCCCCUACUCCGACUUCGAGGCCCGGGCCGCCUACGACCGCACUGUGGCCAACCACGGCUGGAGGCCGGCUGCGGCGGGGGCUGGCGGGUCGCGGGGCGGAACAGCCGCUGCGGCUGCGGCUUCUAUUGCGGCUGCUACUGCUGCGGCUGCUGCGACCGGGCCACAGGGAGCAGCGGCGGCUGGCGCUGGCACUGGCGCUGGAGGUGGCCGGGGGCGUGGAGGUGGAGGAGGAGGCCGGGCAGCACUGGCGGCAACAGGCGCAGCGGCCGCCACGCCAACUGUCACGACUGCAGCGCCGCUGCUUCACAAGCCAGCCGUGGCCGCCGCUGCCGCCGCGGCCGCGGCCCCUGCUGGUGCCGCUGCUGGCAUCGCAGCGGCAGGCCCGGCAGAUGGCAACAAGAGGCGACGCGCGCAGGGCCAGGAUGUCGCUGCCGGCAGCGGCGGCAACGCCGCGGCCGCUCCCACGGCGGGCCAGGGCGUGCCGCCGGGUGUGGUGUCGCUGCUUGAUGACGAUGAUGAUGACCAGGUGGCUAGCAAGCGGCGCAAGGUGGGGGGAGGGGGCGGCGGCGGCGGCGCUGGUGGCGGCGGUGGCCACAAGCGCACUGCUGCGGCGUCCUCAGCGGCGGCUCCGGUGGUGGUGCUGACGGACGAUGAGGCGGACAACGCAGCUGCAACAGCAACUGCUGCAGCAGCAGCAGCAGCAGCCGGCGCUGCCGACAGCGGCCGCCAGCGCCAGCUGCCGCUGCCGCAGCUGCGGCGGCAGGCCGCAGCUGCGGCCCCACCCAUACGCCUCAGUCAGGACAGCGACGUCUGCAUCUUGGAGGACAAGGAUUUUGGGCCGGCGGAGGUGACUACGGCAGCCACCGGCGCAGGGCCAGCAGCAGCAGCAGCAGCGGGUGCCGGCAGCCGCGCAGGCGCACGCGGCGGUGCUGGGGGUGCUGCGGGGGACGGCGGGGGAGGCGAGGACGAUGAUGUACUCGUGCUGAGUGGCGAUGAGGGUGCGGGAGAAGUCAGCGUGCGGCAGGUGGCAGUGGUUGGCAGGCGCCAGCAACCCGGCGGCUCUGGCUCUGGCGCUGCCGGCGCUGCUGGUGGUGGCGCUCGUGGAGGCACGGUGGCGGCGGUGGCAUUCGGCGGGCGCCCGGCGGCGGAUGAUGAAGACGAUGUUGUAGACGUCACGGAGGCUCGUACGGUGGCGGGCGCCGGCGCCGCCACCGCCGCCGCCGCCGCCGGCCGCAGCAGUGGUGGCGGCGCUGUAGCUGUAGCAGCUGCGGGCGCUGGUGUGGCCGUCACUGCAGACCCGGGUCCCGGGCUUGCGGUCAGAGUUGCGGUGCGGGUGGCGUCUGCAGCCGCUGCGGCUUCGCGCACAGCGGCAGCGGCCGACACCUCCGGAGAUGCGGCACUGGCGGCGGCGCUGGAGGCGGCAGAGGCGGCGCGUGCGGCUGCGGAGACGGCGCAACGAGAGAAGGAGCGGCUUCAGAAGCAGCUCGAGGACCUUGCCGCAAAGGCGCUCCUGGGAACCGCAACAGCGGGUGCCGGCGGGCCGGGCGGUGGCGCCGGCGCGGCCGGCGCAGCUGGUAGCGCCGGCGCGGCUGCGGGUGCUGGCGGCGGCGGCGGCCAUGUGCUAAACUCGGCGCCACUGCCUGCCUACUGGGACCCUAUGGACUCGUCAGCGGUGGCGGUGCCGCAGAAAGGACGCGGCGCUGCCGGUGCGGCGGCGGCGGCAGUGGCGGGUGGCGGCGGCGGCUCGUGCCUGCGCAACCUCAAGCUCGUGGAACUGCCGCUGCCAGCUGGUUGCGGCGUCAUUGGCACGCCGGCUGUGCCGCAGUUUGGCCACGCUGCCGGGGCGACUGCGGGAGCGAACGGCGCUCAAGCACCAGCAGCUGCAGCUGCAGCAGCUGCAGCGGCGGCUGCACCGGCUGGCGACGGUCUGACCUCGCAGGAGCGGGCUGCCAUCAAGGAGCUGGUCGCGAACGGGCUGAGUGCCGACGACGCGCGGGAGCUGCUGCUGGAGCAGUGCGGCGGAGACCUGGACGCGGCCCUGGGGGUGGCCAUGCAGGCUGCGGACUGCGGCGGUAUAUCGGCACUGCUGCGACGCAAGCGCGAGGCCAAGCAGGCAGCAGAGGCGGCGCGGCUGGCGGCGGGGUCGGGGUCGGGGGCGGGCCCGUCGCAGGACCCUGCGGGCGCAGCAGCUGCGGCAAAAGCGGCGCGGAAGGCGGCUGUGGCGGCUGAGGUGGAGCGAGUGCUGCAGCGCUUUGAGUCCGCAAGCUUCUUGAGCCGCAGCCGGGUGGUGCGGGUGGAGCGGGUGCAGAACUGGCGCAUGUGGACCAAGUACUGCAUCCGCAGGAGCGAGAUCCUGGAGACCCUGAGGGAGGAGGUGUGGGGCGGCGGGGCGGCCGGCCGGCGGCCCAAGCAGGACGCAACCAGCGCCAACUUCGGGUCCCUGAACGAGUUCUACAUGUGGCACGGCACCUCCAACGUCGUCAUUGAGGCGGUGGUGAGGGACGGCUUCGACAUGCGGGAGGCCAGCAGGGCCGGAUCGCUGGGCGAGGGAAUCUACUUCGCCGCAAACGCCAGCUACUCCCUGGCCUACACCCUGUCUAAGCAGGCGUUGAAGCCAGCAGUGCCUCAGACCUUCGGCUACCAGCCUCUGCAGACCUAUGGCUACCAGCCGCCGCAGCCGCCGCAGCCCAAAAAGAAGAGGAAGGCCACGACGCGGGCGGCAGCGGCGGCGGCGGCGGCCCAGCCGCUGCCGCAAGCAGCCACUGCCUACGGGAUGCUCGGCACAACAGCAGUGAUGACUGCAGGCACCAUGCCGGUGCCCAUGGCAGGGUUUGCCCCGCUCGCACCGUCGGCUGCCGCUGGGGGCUUUGGCCUAUCCAUGUACGCGGCACCGGCGGCAGCUGUGGGCGCGCAGCCAGGAGCGUACGGCGGCUUUGCGGGCGCCGCGGGCGGUACGGCCGCCGCGACACGCGCUGGCGGGGCGCCGCAGCAACAGCCGCAGCAGGCGCCGCUGGUGUUCCCGGGGAGCGCGGGCGCCAUGCUGCUGUGCCGGGUGGCAAUGGGGCGCCUGACGGCUGGGGGCAUGGGCAUGCGCAAGCCGCCCAAGGGCUACGACUCGGUGCACAUGGGAAGCACGGCGCAGUCGCUGGCAGCGGCGACAGCGCUGCAGGCUGCGGAGGCAGCAGACGGCACCGGGGAGGUGUGGGAGGUGCAGCGGGUCUUGGGUCGGGACCUGAUCGUGACGGUGUUUGACAACAUGCAGGCGUACCCCGAGUACAUUGUGCACUUCAACUGAAGCCUUGAAGUUGGCUGGCUGGCAGGUUGGCUGGCGGUUGGCUUGUGGUUGGCAAGGAGCCGGUGGCUGUGAAGGGAUUAGGCAGCAUGGGAGCGUGUACCGCGGGGUUGUGUGACUUCUUGAGCUCCUGACGAGGUUGCAAGUGCCAUUCAUGGGCAGGCUUCAGCCACGCUUGCUUGGUGGCUUGGCAUUGGGUCGGUCGUGCUUGCUAAAGGAGUUUGAACGCCACAAGCUUGGCGUGCGCAACUGGGCAGGCACGCACUGCGGAAUGAAGCAUUCAUAGAAUCAAAGGUGAAGUGCGCCUGUCCAUUCCAAGGUCCAUCCCGCUGGACCCUCCAACAGUCCAAGCCCCUUGCGCCCCGAUGCGCCCAAUGUGCCCGCCAGCCUUCCAGACGCCCCUGGACAGCGCGACGCGUAUCCAGCUACGCCCGCCUCACCACACGCAGUCAGAGUAAAAGUCCGGCUUUCCGACCACUGCCGUACCGCGCUCCCCAUGCGGGGUGGGGGGGGGGGGGCUUGCGGGCGGAUAGGGGCUUUCGUCCCGCCAAACAGGUCUCCUCUGACUCCCUAACGCUCGCAGUCCCUUCAUGGCUUCCCGCG